Cyclocybe aegerita is the source of this 1131-nucleotide messenger RNA. Lineage: Eukaryota; Fungi; Basidiomycota; Agaricomycetes; Agaricales; Hemipholiotaceae. The record is from the annotation of a GenBank genome assembly.
AUGUUCAUCGGCAAUGCUUUCAAUUGCUACCCCUUCACUAUGCCGGCAGAGAUUCGACGUGGUAUCUUGCAGGAUGGUGCAUGGAUCAAGAAAGUCCCUUCCUACUACACGUCAACACAGGCAGCGCAAUUUUUGGCCUGCAUGGGUCUCGAUCUUGGAAUCAAUGAAAACGAUAUCGCGUCCGGUUCAGCCUCCACAUCUCUCAGAAGCUUGACGCUCAUCGUGAAGCACUUCCUCCUUACAUUCCCUUGGGAAAAUACUGUUAUGCAUUACACUCCUGGUCAUCUCAUGGAUGUGACCCCAGAAGGCAUAUUUAAACGAAUGAUCACAGAAAAGACGGGUGGAUCGUACUGCUUUGGGAUGAACAGUCUUCUGUUCGGUAUGCUACGUGCGUUGGGGUUCAGGGCGUACAGUGGUGCCGCAAGAGUGAAUGAAGGGUCUCCGGGUGGACCUUUGGAGUAUAGCACUCUCUCCCAUCACAUUAUCUUCGUCCAACCUGAAGCCGGUAGCAAUCGAACCUACAUUGUUGACGUCGGGUUCGGGUCAGGGCUCAUGCGACCCAUGUUACUUUCCAACGAAGAAGAUAACGUUAUUUUCGGUCUGAAUUCUUUCGAAAACCAUCGCCUCACACGAAAACCAACCCCCAAUUCGAACAUCAGUGCGAGCAUCGAAACUUCUGCAUCCUCUGGGGUACCAACCGAGAUCAAAUGGAACCUCGAGGUGUUGCACCAGAAGAAAGACGAUCGCGAUGUGGCGUGGAGGGUCCUAUACUCGUUUACGGAAGACGAGUUUCAUUUGAAGGACUUUCAGGCUGCCUCGUUCGCGGUGUCCAUGAUGCCGGUACCGCGAGGCCUUUUCUGGAAUAACAUCGUCUGUACCAAGACGUUUGUCCUCGAGGAGGAUCAUGCAGACCGUGGCAUGUCAGACACCAGCAUCAGAUCAGGGGAAGAAAUGUACCGGCUAGUCAUGGUUGGAAAGGAAGUCAAGAAACAUAUCGGUGGUGAAACGGAGAUUAUUAAAACCUUAGGCACUGAACUGGAGAGGGUCCGGGCGCUCCGCGAGUCUUUCGGUAUCGAUCUCCGAGGGGACGACGUCGUACACAUCGGAGGACGAGCCUCAGCUCUUGGUUGA